CAGCACCACCUAUAGGAAGCAAAGGAAGAAAAAAAAAAAUCAUGCCACCCCUCAACACUUCUCGUCCCUCUCCUAUGACUUUUUUCCUAUUGGGAAUCCCAGGACUAGAGCACCUCCAUGCCUGGAUUGGAAUUCCCUUUUGCUCAAUGUAUGUGGUGGCUGUGGUGGGGAAUGUGACCAUCUUGGCUGUGGUGAGGGCAGAGCGAAGCCUCCAUGAGCCGAUGUUUCUCUUUCUGUGCAUGCUAUCCGUCACUGACCUAGUCCUCUCCACCUCUACACUGCCCCGCAUGCUCUGUCUCUUCUGGCUCAGAGCUCAUGACAUCGCCUUUGAUGCUUGUCUGACCCAAAUGUUCUUCAUCCAUAGUUUUACUACCAUGGAAUCAGGCUUCUUCUUGGCCAUGGCCAUUGACCGUUAUGUGGCCAUCUGUGACCCGCUGCGCCAUACCACCAUCCUCACCCACACUCGCAUUGCCAUAAUGGGUAUAAUUGUAGUGAUGCGUGGUGUAGCCUUCUUUUCCCCACACCCCAUUCUGCUCAAGCAGCUACCCUACUGUAGAACACGAAUCAUUGCUCACACCUACUGUGAGUUCAUGGCUGUAGUGAAGCUAGCGUGCAUGGACACAGGGGCAACCAAGCAUUAUAGUCUCAGUGUGGCUUCCAUCAUUGGGUCAUGUGAUGCCAUUCUUAUUGCUGUAUCCUAUGCCUUCAUCCUCUGCUCUGUAUUCCGCCUGCCAUCCAGAGAAGCCGGCUUUAAGGCUUUGGGCACGUGUGGUUCCCAUGUCUGUGUCAUUCUUGUCUUCUAUUCCACAGCUGGUUUUUCCAUUUUUACUCACCGUUUUGGAAAAAAUGUGCCUGCAUGCAUUCAUAUUUUUAUUGCCAAUACGUACCUUUUGGUGCCCCCUUUCCUCAACCCCAUUGUGUAUGGAGUAAGGACCAAGAAGAUACGGGAAAAUGUUCUUAGAGUCCUAAGGGUCAAAGUUGCCUGA
Loxodonta africana (African savanna elephant) is the source of this 986-nucleotide messenger RNA. Its product is annotated as olfactory receptor 52M1-like. Gene Ontology annotation, cellular component: plasma membrane. The transcript has a single exon. The record is from RefSeq and is a predicted model, not a curated record. The coding region runs from base 42 to 986 and encodes 314 amino acids. Gene Ontology annotation, molecular function: olfactory receptor activity; G protein-coupled receptor activity. Gene Ontology annotation, biological process: G protein-coupled receptor signaling pathway. NCBI's taxonomy places the organism in Eukaryota, Metazoa, Chordata, Mammalia, Proboscidea, Elephantidae.